AUGGUGCGGGCCUUCUCCGGUUACCUCUCUACCGAUCAGCUGCUUCUUCUGUGGGAUCGAAUCCUCGGAUACGACUCACUAGAGGUGGUUGCAGGUAUAAAACUGAUGUCGAAAUCUCACGAGCGGGCCUGUUUGUCCCUUUUCUAUCUCACCCCUGGUCGUCUGCCUCUUUUCCUCCUGGCUCGUUCCCGACUCCUCAAGUUCUCGCAGCUGCCGUCUUUGCCUUCCGAGCAGAGAACCUAA
This is a messenger RNA of Menidia menidia (Atlantic silverside), 243 nucleotides long. NCBI's taxonomy places the organism in Eukaryota, Metazoa, Chordata, Actinopteri, Atheriniformes, Atherinopsidae. The record is from the annotation of a GenBank genome assembly.